CACGGCCGGGAAGAUGAACGGGGCGUUGGAGCAUUCGGACCAGCCCGACCCAGACGCCAUCAAGAUGUUCGUGGGCCAGAUCCCUCGCUCCUGGUCAGAGAAGGAGCUGAAGGAGCUGUUUGAGCCCUACGGGGCCGUCUAUCAGAUCAACAUCCUCCGAGACCGCAGCCAGAACCCUCCACAGAGCAAAGGGUGCUGUUUUGUCACGUUUUACACACGGAAAGCUGCCCUUGAAGCCCAGAAUGCACUGCAUAACAUAAAGACCUUAACAGGGAUGCACCAUCCCAUUCAGAUGAAGCCUGCAGACAGUGAGAAAUCAAACGCGGUGGAGGACAGGAAGCUGUUCAUCGGCAUGGUGUCGAAGAAGUGCAAUGAGAACGACAUCCGAGUCAUGUUCUCUGCGUUCGGACAGAUCGAGGAGUGCCGGAUCCUGCGAGGGCCCGACGGACUCAGCAGAGGAUGUGCGUUUGUCACGUUUUCUACCAGGGCUAUGGCACAGAAUGCAAUCAAAGCCAUGCACCAGUCUCAGACUAUGGAGGGCUGCUCGUCUCCCAUUGUGGUGAAGUUUGCUGACACGCAGAAGGACAAGGAGCAGCGGCGCCUGCAGCAGCAGCUAGCUCAGCAGAUGCAGCAGCUCAACAACGCCACGACCUGGGGGAGUCUGACGGGGCUGGGCGGCCUCACCCCGCAGUAUCUGGCUGUAAGAGGACACUUGCUUCAGCAGGCCACCUCCUCCAGUAACCUUGGAGCCUUCAGUGGGAUCCAACAGAUGGCAGGUAUGAGUGCUCUGCAGUUGCAGAACCUGGCCACUUUAGCAGCGGCAGCAGCGGCGGCCCAAAACUCAGCCGGCCCCAACGCAAACCCCCUGUCCUCCAACGCGGCCUCCCUCGGAGCGCUGGCCAGCCCAGGUAACGCCGCUUCAGAGGGGGGGGGGGGGUCAAACGCGGGGGACACCUGCCCUCCUGGAGGAUCGGGCACCACAGCCAACUCCUCGGGCAUGAGCUCUCUGACCUCUCUGGGCACUCUGCAGGGCCUGGCUGGCGCCACCAUGGGUCUGAACAACAUUAAUGCACUAGCAGGUAUGGCGGCCCUGAACGGAGGCCUGGGCGGCGUGGGGCUGACCAACGGCACGGCGGGCACCAUGGACGCGCUCACACAAGCCUACUCAGGGAUCCAGCAGUAUGCAGCCGCAGCCCUGCCCACCCUCUACAGCCAGUCCCUGCUGCAGCAGCAAGGUGCCGCCGGCAGCCAGAAAGAGGGGCCUGAAGGUGCCAACCUGUUCAUCUACCACCUGCCCCAGGAGUUUGGGGACCAGGACAUCCUGCAGAUGUUCAUGCCUUUUGGAAAUGUGGUCUCUGCCAAAGUCUUCAUUGACAAACAGACAAACCUGAGCAAGUGCUUCGGCUUCGUCAGCUAUGACAAUCCGGUGUCGGCGCAGGCAGCCAUCCAGGCCAUGAACGGCUUCCAGAUCGGCAUGAAGAGGCUGAAGGUGCAGCUCAAACGCUCCAAGAACGACAGCAAACCAUACUGAUCUUAGCACUAGGGCCUAUCUGCUCCCAUGUUACCACU
Salvelinus namaycush (lake trout) is the source of this 1569-nucleotide messenger RNA. Its product is annotated as CUGBP Elav-like family member 2. Bases 14 to 1531 code for a protein of 505 amino acids. The record is from RefSeq and is a predicted model, not a curated record. Lineage: Eukaryota; Metazoa; Chordata; Actinopteri; Salmoniformes; Salmonidae. Gene Ontology annotation, biological process: mRNA splice site recognition; regulation of alternative mRNA splicing, via spliceosome. Gene Ontology annotation, cellular component: cytoplasm; ribonucleoprotein complex; nucleus. The transcript is spliced from 13 exons. Gene Ontology annotation, molecular function: mRNA 3'-UTR binding.